AUGAUUGCCACUGACCCUAAAAUGAAGAAAGACGCCGAACGAGAAGCCCUACGGGCUGUCAUACAACAAUGGAAUGCCAAUCGUCUGGAUCUCUUUGAAUUAUCCGAGCCCAACGAAAACCUUGAAUUUCACGGGGUUAUGAGGUUUUAUUUUCACGAUUCCGGUCAAAGGAUCGCCACCAAGUGCAUAAGAGUUGCUUCCGAUGCCACCGUGACAGCCGUCAUAGAAACUUUAAUCGAGAAAUUCCGUCCGGACAUGAGAAUGCUUUCGGUACCCGAAUAUGCUUUGUAUGUCACGCACGAGAACAGAGACGAAAGAAGACUGAAUCCGGACGAGAAACCUCUGUUGAACCUUGAAUUUCACGGGGUUAUGAGGUUUUAUUUUCACGAUUCCGGUCAAAGGAUCGCCACCAAGUGCAUAAGAGUUGCUUCCGAUGCCACCGUGACAGCCGUCAUAGAAACUUUAAUCGAGAAAUUCCGUCCGGACAUGAGAAUGCUUUCGGUACCCGAAUAUGCUUUGUAUGUCACGCACGAGAACAGAGACGAAAGAAGACUGAAUCCGGACGAGAAACCUCUGUUGGUACAAUUGAAUUGGCACAAAGACGACAGAGAGGGAAGAUUUUUACUCAAAAGAAUAGAUGACAAAACGAAAAUGCCGUCCGACAGCUUUCAAGAAUCGAGCUUUCGUAGAAAAUUAUCGAAAAGGGAAAAGAAACAAAUGAAAAAACAAGAGAAAUUAAAUAGAUUGAAAAGUAGCGGAGAUGCCGAUGAGGGAAGCGUGGCCGAGAAAUUAUACACAGAGUUACCAGAAACUAGUUUCACUCGGUCCAUAUCGAAUCCAGAGGCUGUGAUGCAAAGGAGGAGACAGCAAAAGUUGGAGAAAAAACUACAGCAAUUCAGGAGCAAGGAUGGAGGACCCGACACCGGGGGAACGUUGAAAAUAUACGGCGAAGCACUUUGCGGUGACGUUCCGUACAAAACGUUACUCUUAUCCGUUGGCGACACGACAACUCACGUCGUAAAAGAAAUGUUGAGCAAAUACGGAAUGGACAAGGAGGACGCUCACAAUUAUUGUUUGGUUCAAGUGAACACGGGAGAUCCAUUGGGUCCGACGGAAUACAUAUUGGACGAAGACGAGUGUCCACUUGCAAUAUUAAUGAAUCAUCCGUCGACGAGCGGUUCAAUAAUGUUUCACGUGAGACGUCGUCCCGCGGAUUAUCAUCCGAGAAAGCGUAAAAAGAAACCGCAGCAAAAAUGGCAAAGAGAUGUCGAUGGAAAAUACGAAGAUGGACUUCCAUUUUUUCUCGAACUUAAUCCGGACGGAAGCGAAAUCAUGUCUGGAACGGCUAAACGUCACGUACUUCAUCCGAACGUGACGGAAGUCGGUUUGGAAAGAACGGGAGGUCCGAAUCUUCAAUUGUUCGGACCCAAUAUACAGCCCCGUCACUGCGUCAUUGCUCACACUGACGGUCUAGUAACCGUCACGCCAUGUUCAAGAGAUGCAGAAACUUAUGUUAACGGACAAAGAAUAUACGAAACAACGAUUCUUCAGAACGGUGCCGUUGUCAAAUUUGGAAGGAUUCACAAUUUUCGAUUUAUCGAUCCGAUGGGAGAUGAUCGGACGGGACGAAACAGACAUCCGGAAUUCGGAUACGACAGGUUGUCGAAAGACGACAACAACACAUUGGUUCAUCCGUCAAACAGUAAUUUAACAAAUUACGAGACGACAUUCGACGUCGACGGUAACGUCGAAACCGUAUCACUCAAAGACAUGGAUUCAAGGUCGCAAAGGAGCAUAGCGAGUUCGAGAGAUGGAAACAGGCUGUCAAAUUACGAAAGGUAUCCCAGGGGCAGUGACCCCAUAUUACCAGCUGUUUUGGAAAUCCGCGAAGAUGCCGAAGAAGCAUUUUUACACUCCGUAAUCAUCGACCUUGAUCCAAACGUUCCGGCUUUUAAGUUGGCACCAACGUAUACUCUAUAUUUGACUGCAAGAUACAGAGCGUCCACUCACUACAGACCGGAACUCACUCCGACGGAAAGAGCUCAUCGUCUAACGGUUUUGCUCGCGAGGAUAGCUUCAAUGAUACAGCACGUGGUUCAGGAACGAUAUUCGGAACCGAAAUCACUCGCUUUUUGGAUGGCCAACGCCUCGGAAUUGCUUCAUUUCCUCAAAUGCGACAGACACAUAUCCGCUUUUUCCCUAGACGCUCAAGAUAUCUUGGCUGAAAGUGUUCAAAUAGCUUUUAGAAAUUUGGUUGCGUGCCAUCAAGGUGAAUUGACUUCAGCCAUGUCGCAUUUCUUAUCGGAAAGAGACGAUGCUCCGAACACAGUUUUGCUCGUCUUAUCAUCGGCCAUGGCUCUUUUGCGAAGGUGUCGCGUCAACGCGGCUCUUACGAUACAAUUAUUUUCCCAAUUGUUUCAUUUCGUUAAAAUGAUGGCGUUUAACAAAAUUGUCACUUCGCCCUCUCAGCCUCAGGGCAUCAAUUACUGCAGUCGUGCAUGGGGAAUCCGACUCAAAGAAAGAGUUUCGCAAUUGGGCACGUGGGCCGAACGUCAGGGAUUAGAAUUGGCUGCAAAUUGUCAUUUAGGACGAUUAGCAGAAGCGGCUUAUUUGUUAGAGGCUCCCAAAUAUAACGCGAACGAUUUGGCGCAACUCAGUUCGACGUGUUUGAAAUUGAAUUCUCUACAACUUAGAGCAUUGUUGAGAGGAUAUCAACCGCAGCACGACGAACCUAAGCUUCCUUUAGAAUUAAUUGAUAACGUCGUGCACGUCGCAGAGAACGUGGCAGACGAGUUAGCGAGGUCGGACGGUCGCGAAGUGAAAUUAGAAGAAGACGUCGAACUUCAACUUCCGUUUUUGCUUCCCGAGGACGGUUACAGUUGCGACGUGGUUCGAGGCGUUCCUCAAGGUUUGACAGAAUUUUUACAACCUUUGCAAUCGGCGGGACUUUGUCGAAUGAACGUGCAACCCACGUCGAGCGGUCAGUGGACGAUUUAUAUGACGGAACCGAUGACUAAUUUGAGAAGUCCGAGUGCUAUGAGCAACAGAUUGCCGGCGACUCAACAACCGUUGGAAAUUCAAACGAUUCGUUUGCACAAAUCAAACAACGGAAUGGGCCUCAGCAUCGUGGCUGCCAAGGGUGCAGGCCAGGAUAGACUUGGAAUUUAUAUAAAAUCCGUGGUUGCCGGAGGAGCAGCAGACGUCGACGGAAGACUACAAGCCGGAGAUCAACUUUUGAAAGUCGACGGUCAAAGUUUGGUUGGAAUCACUCAAGAAAAAGCUGCCGAAUAUUUAGUUAGAACGGGACCUGUCGUCACAUUGGAAGUAGCAAAACAAGGAGCCAUUUAUCACGGUUUGGCAACACUUCUUUCGCAGCCGUCUCCCCUCAUGGCGAGAGGGCCUCGUCGUAUGAGCGAAAGAGAUCUUCCUUCACGUUUACACUCCGAAGAUGCCAAAAAACAACAAUUGCCACCUCACGCCCCCAUACAAAGUUCGAAAAGCGUUCCGUCUCUUCACAGUGCGCAGGGUCCCGAACCACGACAACAAGAAGUUUUCAAUCCGGGUUACAGCAGAACUUCGAGCACGAAUAGCAUACCGCAAAGCGCAUUGAGAUCGAGGUCGAAUCAAAAUCUGAGCGAAAUGCGUCCUCCUCCGUCGAAAAGUGUCGCGACUUUGCAAAGCGGUUCCCUUUAUCCGACGCAAUCGACUCCGAGUCUUCAUCAGUCUCAAAAUUAUUCCGGACAACCCGGAUAUUCGAACCAAAGUGCACUCUCAUACACGGCCAAUAAUUCGGGUUAUCAACCCGAUGCCACACCGACGAGUAAUUAUCAGGGCUCGAUGAACGCGUCCGUAACGAGUCCGUAUUCGAACAAUCGUACAAAUCCAAACUACACAACGCCCGUCAGCAAUUCAUCGUCCUCCUACGUAGCGUCUCCCCCGAUGGGAAAUCAUUACCCGAAUCAUCCCGCUGACGGUCAAUAUCACAGCACUCCGAAUUCGAGUCAGACCGUCGUCAAUAAUCAGUAUUCGAUGCAGCAAGGUAACGCGAAUCCGAGCGGUGGAGGUGGUAGUGGCGGUGGAGGCGGCGGCGGCGGUCCUUAUCACGGCGCACCGCCUAUGAAUCAGUAUCAAGGCAACAGUCCCGGAAACGGGAAUCACUAUCAGGGCUCACACGGAGGCGGUCAAUAUUUGGGAAAUUCUCACAACGCGUCGUAUCAGGGACCUCCGAGCACUUAUCACUAUCCGGGAAAUCAGUAUCAGGGAACGGCGGGACCUCACAACGUUUAUCAACAGUAUCAAAGUCCUCCCGGGAAUUUUGCCGGAACGAACAAUCAUCAUCAGGGAGACAGCGAAAGAUUUUAUCAAAAUUUAAGCGUGUACAGAAAUCAAGAUGGCUACGGGAAGAAUAAAAUUUUACCGCCCGAAGACAGACAAGAAGCCAAAUUUCAAGAAAUGACGGAAGAAGUUCGCCGACGAGAAUUGAGAGGUGGUCCGCCCCCGGGUCGACCCAACGUGUCUUUCGGUCCUCCACCGGUCGCUCCCAAACCCCUGAUCGGUGAGGAAUACAGGGAAAGUCCACCACCGCCGCCUCCUCCGACGACGACUCAUCCCUUAUUGCAAAAAGCCAACAGCACUCCCGAUAAUCGGUAUCAGGCGUCUCUCAGCGAACCGCCGCGCGGUGGGUACUACCCCGCUUCAUCUGGUGACAGACGACAAUAUCCGUACACGGGUACGAAUCCGUGGGAGAGAGAAGAAAAAGAAAAAGUACGUCCCAAAAGACGAGAAGCGGCGAGACAAUGGCGAGAACAACAAAUAGCCGAAUUAAGCAGCAUACCGUCGCGAACGUCUCAACAAGAGGAACAACUCAGAGCAUUGAUUUUGGAAAAAGAAUUUGAAAAAAGAGCGGAAGAAGCGAAACACGAAGACGAGGACGAGGGAGAAGAUGAAUCCGCGGUCGUGGUACGAGAAUUCGAAAAUCGAUCAAGCAGCGAACGCGUACAAAAUUUACUCCGAAUGGCUCAACAUCAAAACGGUCCGAUAAUUCGUCCCGCGACGGCUUCCAUAGCUCAAAUGAAACUGGAAGAAGUUCGACGUCAACACGCUCAAGGUCAAACUUUGAAUCUUCGAGUGAAUCAUUCGAAACCUCCGCCACCGAUGAACGUGAACGUGAACGUGAACGAUUUGCGAUUCGAAAACCUUUCCGUGAACGACACGCAUCAUCUCUAUAACGAUUACAUGGAAGAAAAACACAACGGAAAUCACGCGAUGGAUCGGAGUCCGUCAUAUCCGAGUCCGAUGCCAAACAACGUCGGAGUACUGAAGAGUCCGAUAAAUCCGAUGACGGUGCAACCGACGAAACGUGUGUCGUUCAGCGAUCCGAACGCGAAUCAAAUAUCCAAUCACAACAAUCUAAACAACACGUACAACAACAUUAACAAUAACAACAACAACCACAACAGUAGUAGUAGCGGAGGCGGCGGCGGCAGCAACAACAGCAACCACCACCACAACAGCAGUAGCAACAACAACAAUAAUAAUAACAACAGCAUGGAGAAAAUAAUUGAAGAUCCGAACAAUUUUAUAAACGAAGCUGAAAAUCUUCUUCAGUCACCGAAAACACCCGAAGGAGCUCCGUCGUUUGCCGGUAACACACCGGGGGUCAUAGGUGCUCAGGAAGUGUACAGGGAUCCAAGGCAAAGGUUACUCGCCGAACAAAAGCAAAAUUCAACGCCCAAAGUUCCAGGACCGGAAAAAUUGAGUUUCAAGGAAAAGAUGAAAAUGUUUGCGAUGGAAACGGGAGAAGAUGGAACGCCGAGAGACAAAGUGAAAAUUUCCAGAGCUCAGAGAGACAUUGACAACAUAUCGAGUCCUCUCGGCAACAGUUAA
Molecule: messenger RNA, 5886 nt
Organism: Pediculus humanus corporis (human body louse)
Lineage: Eukaryota; Metazoa; Arthropoda; Insecta; Psocodea; Pediculidae
Product: afadin, putative
Exons: 33
Coding region: 1-5886 (1961 amino acids)
Biological process (GO): signal transduction; regulation of protein localization
Cellular component (GO): adherens junction
Molecular function (GO): cell adhesion molecule binding
Source: RefSeq, a predicted model, not a curated record